Messenger RNA from Cokeromyces recurvatus, 591 nucleotides. RefSeq lists its product as uncharacterized. Gene Ontology annotation, cellular component: cytosol. Bases 158 to 424 code for a protein of 88 amino acids. The transcript has 2 exons. Gene Ontology annotation, biological process: NAD+ catabolic process; NADP+ catabolic process. Gene Ontology annotation, molecular function: NADH pyrophosphatase activity. NCBI's taxonomy places the organism in Eukaryota, Fungi, Mucoromycota, Mucoromycetes, Mucorales, Mucoraceae. The record is from RefSeq and is a predicted model, not a curated record.
AAAAUGUAUUCAUGCAUUUCAGGUAGACACAUAUUAUUCUUCCAAGUAAAAGUAGUAUUAACAAUGAUGUAAAUUAGGCUUUGUUGAAGCAGCCGAAACACUUGAAGAAGCAGUACGUCGAGAAGCGUAUGAAGAAACCGGUAUUAUUAUUGACCGUAUGGUUUAUCAUAGCUGUCAGCCAUGGCCUUUUCCAAAUUCGCUUAUGCUUGGAUUCAUUGCAGAAGCUAAAUCUUCGGAUAUUCAAUUUUCUGAUGAUGAAUUAGAGCAUGCUACUUGGUUUACUCGAUCAGAUGUUAUGGCAGCUGCUAAUAAUGAUCCAAAUUCUACCCUUUCCUUAGCUCCUAAAGGAUCUCUUGCCUCUACACUUAUUCAUGCUUGGUUGUAUGAUAAAAAGUGGCAAUCUGCAAAUGCUGCAAAAAUGUAAUUUUUUUUUUUUUUUUUCGGGGGCGGAGUCUUAUGUUAUAUAAGUAGAAAGUAGGUCAUAAGAGUAGCUUAUAAAUAAAUAAAGUUUCGCGUACAGCCCUCUUUUUUAUUUUUUCCCUUUUCCUUUUUCUUAUUUUUUUUUUCACUUCCUGUUAUGUCAUACCAACC